Molecule: messenger RNA, 696 nt
Organism: Amorphotheca resinae ATCC 22711
Lineage: Eukaryota; Fungi; Ascomycota; Leotiomycetes; Helotiales; Amorphothecaceae
Exons: 5
Molecular function (GO): protein-lysine N-methyltransferase activity
Source: RefSeq, a predicted model, not a curated record
CUCUCCGGGGCGGCGCUCGCAGCGCUCCAAGAGUUCUACGCGGAUCGCGAGGCGAGAGCGCAGCAGUUUGAAGAGCUGAGGGAAGCGGCUGAGAAGAGGGAGGAGAAGAAGGUGUGGAGUAUGGAACUGUUUGCGGAGGAUUGGAAUGAGAGUCAGUUUUGGUAUUCAGAUGAGACGGCUACUGCACUGGCACGGGAACUUCUGAGGGAUGCGGGCCCAGGAUCAACGAUCGUGGUGGUGUCAGCGCCGAGUGUGUUUAUCCAGUUGAAGAAUCUCUUGGCAUCAAGCACCAACAGCCCCAAGAUCAUUCUUCUCGAAUACGACAAGCGGUUCGCCAUCUUUCCCGAGUUCAUCUUUUACGAUUUCAAAGCCCCUUUGAACCUUCCCCAGAGUUUAAAGGGUUGUGCUGAUCGGAUAAUUUGUGAUCCGCCGUUUUUGAGUGAGGAUUGUCAGACGAAAGCCGCAUUAACAGUACGCUGGCUCUCCAAGACCUGGGAGCGCUCUUCCGCACAGCGCCUGAUCGUAUGUACAGGCGAGCGCAUGGAGACGCUAGUACACACGCUAUACCGCGGGCCAGGUAUCGAGACGACUACGUUUGAGCCGCGCCAUGCUAAGGGGCUCAGUAAUGAGUUUUUCUGCUAUGCGAAUUUUGAGAGUGAGUUGUGGGGAUGGAGAAGGAAGGAUGGGGCGGAGUGA